AUGGCAUUCAUCAUUGGCCUUCUCCGGCUCCUCUGCUUCCUCGGCCUGCUGCCAUCGUACGAGUAUUCAUUCGCCGUCGCGGGGCCUGUGGCGGUACGCACCAACGUCACCGAUGCCUCCUCGUCACCGCCACGGCCGCUGUUCGUCAUCGCCCACCGCGUUCACACCUCCCAAGGCCUCGAGGAUGCCCUCCGCCACGGCGCCAACGCCAUCGAGAUGGACGCCACGGCUUGGCCGGACGGCUGGAUUGCUUGCCACGACGAGGGCGUCGUCGAGUCCCGAGGCGACAGCAUGAAGGCCAUGUUCCGUGCCGUUGCCGACCAGCGAAGGGCGGGCAAGAACAUGAUCUUUGUCUGGCUCGACAUCAAGAAUGCCGAUCGCUACAGCCCGACCGACAGCAGCAAUGGCGACUCGACCAUCCUCGCCCUGCGGCAACUUGCCCGUGAAAUCCUCGAACCGGCCCAGGUGCGGGUCCUCUACGGCUUUCAGUACCCCGGCGGCGUUGCCUACGACCUGAUCCGUGCCGGCCUCGACGACAAUGAAGCCAUCAACCUCAACGGCAACGCCACCGUCGUCAACCACAGGUUCGAGACGCACGGUCAUGUGGACAUCAAGCAGCGCAUCAUGUCCUACGGCUGGAGCGACCUACCGUUCGAGUUUGGCAACUGCUUCGAGCACGCCUACUUCACCUGCACCGAGCUUCGUCAGGCCGAGGAGUCCAAGCGCUUCGGCCAGGUCUACGGCUGGACCCUCGACGCCGGCCAGGAAGAGUACGCGAAGCACAUGCUCGGCGAUGCCAACGUCGACGGCAUCAUCUACGGUUUCCGCCAAACCCACUACUACGACCACGAAGAUACCCGCUCCGCCAUCCGGGACAUUACUAGGUGGCUGGAGAAUAACCCGGCGCGGCGAUAUCUGGCGACGGCGCGUGACAUGCCGUGGUAG
Molecule: messenger RNA, 945 nt
Organism: Drechmeria coniospora
Lineage: Eukaryota; Fungi; Ascomycota; Sordariomycetes; Hypocreales; Ophiocordycipitaceae
Exons: 1
Coding region: 1-945 (314 amino acids)
Biological process (GO): lipid metabolic process
Molecular function (GO): phosphoric diester hydrolase activity
Source: RefSeq, a predicted model, not a curated record